Messenger RNA from Amorphotheca resinae ATCC 22711, 403 nucleotides. RefSeq lists its product as hypothetical. Bases 28 to 258 code for a protein of 76 amino acids. NCBI's taxonomy places the organism in Eukaryota, Fungi, Ascomycota, Leotiomycetes, Helotiales, Amorphothecaceae. The record is from RefSeq and is a predicted model, not a curated record. The transcript has a single exon.
GUCCCAGACCUGUCAUAUUAUCGAAAGAUGAAGACUUCGUAUUGGCAACUGAUUGAAACAACCCACCGGGAAGCAGCUACGGUACUACUCCAGCUCUCAAUUACUGGGGGAACGGUGUCACGGCGAGAGAGUUUCGACAUCGUGGGAGCCAUGAGCUAUUCUUCCGACGUGAGAGAUGCAGAGGCCCGUAUCCGAACCUCCCGCAGUGUCCCACAGUCAUCCCCAGAUACUCUCCCUGGAGGAAUAGAGGGGAGAUAACUGGGUGCUCCACGCGUUCCUGGACUCUGAAACCUCAACGGCUGUCACGAUUACUGCAUUCGAUGCCGGAUUGAGGAGUUGGAGUUGCCGGCUUGUACGACUUCCUCUGCCCCUUUGGCCUCUGGCCUUCGAAUGAGGAUACUCC